Cyphomyrmex costatus is the source of this 2453-nucleotide messenger RNA. RefSeq lists its product as uncharacterized. The coding region runs from base 248 to 2383 and encodes 711 amino acids. The record is from RefSeq and is a predicted model, not a curated record. The transcript is spliced from 2 exons. NCBI's taxonomy places the organism in Eukaryota, Metazoa, Arthropoda, Insecta, Hymenoptera, Formicidae.
AAUAUAUUACGAAAUUGGAUGAAGAAUUAGAUGAACGGUCACGGGUGACUAAUCGGCAUUUUGUGUACGUUCGAGUAGAGAGACUGCAAAUCCAUGAAUAGAAGAAGAAGAAGAACCUUUUCGAUACGGAGGAGAAGAGAGCAGAUCGCUCGAACGUGUUUUCUUGAUAGCAGAGACGAUAGGAUAACAAUAAUGUCGUGCGGUGGAUGAAGGCACGACGGAGGUUAAGGAAGAAGAGAGGCGCAAGAUGUACGGACGUCAGGAUAAUUCGGACGACGGUAGCUCGAGCCAGGUGCCACCGUGGCUUGUGCGCGCCGAAGUCACGAUCCGCCACGGUGACACGGUGACCUCCGAGACCGUGCAAAUGCCUCCGGGUACCACUACCACCACCGACGCGGGCGGCAUCCGCAUGACGUGCCGCUGGAAUACGAACGAACCGAACUCGACAUCAACAUCAGCCACCACGUCCAACGCUUUCCUGUCAUCUGGUAGUACCGCCGGCGGCUAUGGCUUUCAACGAGGCAAUAUACUCUUCACGUCUACACCGCCCGAGAGAUCAAGCGGAUCGUACACUCUGCCACGCUUGGGUUCGUCUGGUAAUAACGACUCUAUCUCGUCUAGAGGCCGAACGAACGUUUCUGACUCUGGCUACACCAGCGAACAGUUCUCGCCGCACACGUAUUCGUCCUUGCCCGCACGACGCUCUUCUCAACAGUACAAUCAUCGAUGUAAAAGCUCGUGCAGCAUAGUACUUUCCACCGUAGGCACGGAUAAGCCUAAUCCUGAGAAAGUUCCGUCUGUCGAUCAGUGGCACCAUCGAUCCCCGCACCAAUAUGCCUUUUCACGUCAUCAAUUCAGUACAGUCCCGGAAGUCUGCGAGGAUUGUGCGGAGGGAAGCUCAUCGAGUGCUUUCACUACACAUUUUUGCACUCGCGUCGCAGAAAAGACUGCGAAUAACAGGAAGGCCAUUGCAGUAAGCAAGGACGCGGCAUCGCAAACCACUGACAUCGAAUCGGUGCGCUCGUCGUCGACUGUCAAGAGCAGCAAAAUUAGGAGGAAAUUUAGUACUGGUACUAAUCAGCAUAGCGAGCAGAAAAAGGAGCAGGAAAUCCGAUCGCCCCCGGCAUCAGUUGGGAAUACCAGUACCAGUCCUCCUACUGAUCCAGAGAAAUCAGAUUCAUCCGCGAAAGAGGACAGCAGUAAGCGCAAGUCACGAACGGUGCACAUCGAUGUGUACUGCACUGGAUCUGAUGACGAUGCCAGUACAGACACGAUCAGCGAAGACGAUCGCAGCACGCCCAUGACCGUCUUUGAAAAUGACGACGUUAAAGUCAUUCACACUCAAGCGGCAGAUAACUUGCCGCGAGGAUUUGAAGAUACAAACGCGUUUCUAAAGCGCAAUGCCGAGCGACGCGCAAGUUUUAGAAACGCUCCGAUGAGGAUGCCCUCGUUGGCUAGCUCGAAGGGAUACGAUAGCGACGAAGUUCUGAGUUCCCUUUAUCCCUCGCGAUUCAGCUCAUAUAGCGGAAUACGGGACCUUGAUUCCGUCCCGUGGUCUACAGUGUCGUCUAGCACGGCUCUUUCGCCAUGUGAUUACGAUUCGACUAUGACAUCGUCGAAAGACACCUAUUCUGAUAUCGAGUCCCUGAUCAACAGUAAAUCUGGCUUAACGCCUUGCGACAGCUUCGAAUACGCCAAUACCGCGGAUCGCGACAGAAUACGAAAAAUGGAUAUUUUGGCAAAAACAAGUAAUGAGAAAAACAAAAUCUGGCGAUCGCCGCAAAUUGAACGGAAACAUCUGCUACGGAACAGGAAGAUGAGAGAGUACUUCGAGAAGCAUGAGAUAAAUUGGUCGUCUGGAGACAGUGCCGAAGAUUCCGACGAAAGCGGAGCAGUCGGUUGGAGUUUCUUAUCCGGCGAUGACAAAUCACGAUUUGUUAAAAGAGAUUCGAUUGUCCGUUGUACGAGCGAAGGUCAAAUAGAGGAAUCUAGUGUGACUAAUGUAGAUUCGAAACAUAGAAGUGAUCAAAAGGAACACUCUCAGUUUGCGAUACACAGAGAUGUCCCAACAAAUGUUUUACGUGAUCAUAUUGGUCCGUUUGGAUCGAAAAGCCCUUCUCCUCUUCCUUCGACCAUACCCUCCCGCGUAACGUCUCCCUUCACUACACUGUAUGGAGAAAAAACUGAACAUGUUCUAAAAGCCUCAAAAUUUGGAGGAGUAAUUAGCGCGUUUCGAAAGCCUGGACAUCAUAUAGGUCCCUCGAAAAAUCCGAUGUGUUCGUGCGAGCAUUGCCGAAGAUACUUCGAGAACGGAGAAAGAGGACGAUCUUUUUCAUUGAGCGAGCUCGAACGUCAUCCGGCCUUCAAAUCGCGAAAAGAGUGACAUUCAAUUUUAUUAGAAUCUUAGGAUCUCUCUUGAGGAUCUUAAACAUAUUGAUUCUUUAGUUUUUACA